Messenger RNA from Linepithema humile (Argentine ant), 2191 nucleotides. NCBI's taxonomy places the organism in Eukaryota, Metazoa, Arthropoda, Insecta, Hymenoptera, Formicidae. The record is from RefSeq and is a predicted model, not a curated record.
CGUAACAGUCCGUGACAAGGUCCUCGCGCGAGGUCAACCGGUUUUCCGUCAAGAACAUCGUCGCGUUUCCGAUGACGCAAAUCUUAUCGCUUGAAAACGCGACCGCGCUAGAUGUCUCGAUCUCCUUAUCAGUCUGAUCAACGUAUGGGACGGAGAUCGAGCGCACGCGUCUCUCGUUUCCCUUCCGUUCGUCGAGAACGAGUUUUGUUACGGGAUAUAACGUUUCUUUUUAUUCCUAGGAUUGCGUGUUAAGGAUGCGUUCGCGCCCGCGUCGGUAAUCAGCUGAUCUUUAGGAGCGUUUUGACAUCCGCGAUGUAAUCACAUAUGCGAGGCCGGUAUACAAUGGUGAUAACGGCUCCAUACCGGCAUUCUACAGAGAAGUCUACGAGAAGAUUUGCUCGCCCACCAGCGGAAACGUGAAGCUUGAGGUGUUCAGAUCUCUGCUCGUCAAGUCUCAACUAAGCGGUUCUGCAGUUAAUCAGAUAUGGAAACAAGUAGACAGCAAGACAGGUUAUCUUACGAGAAGCGGAAUGUACAAGGGUCUGGCUCUCAUCGCUUUCGCCCAACAAGGAAAGCAACCCAGCGACAAGUUGCUGGAAAACUCCGAAUCUCAAGAAUUACCCGUUCCCGUUCUGGGCGAUCUGUCGGAAGUGACGCUUCUGGCGCAGAGGCUGCACCGAGGCAAUCCGGCCAAGCUGAAUCACACGUACUCGGACAUCUGUAAUCUGGACACUAUCGAGGUCAACCUUGUUCCUGAGAAGAAGGGUAUUUUCCUGAAGCACGUGGAAUAUCAAGUCGCCAGCAAGAAGUUCAAUUCGGUGGUCUACAGACGUUACAACGACUUCGUGUCGUUGUACGACCUCCUCUUGGCUCGGUUUCCCUACAGAUUGAUACCCAAGUUACCGCCGAAAAAAAUUGUAGGAGCUGACUCGCAAUUUCUCGAGGAGAGGCGGCGUUCUCUCCUGCGGUUUCUCACGCUGAUCGCUCGCCAUCCUGUGGUGAGCGAGGAUCCGAUUGUACAGUUCUUCUUCACGUUCACCGGUGACGAGACGCAGCACAAGAUCCGCGAGAUGUUUAGACGCGUGCCGGACGAAUUCGCCACGUCCGAAUUGUCGCCCCGAGCGAAGGAGCUGAUGCCGCCCGAGACGCUGACCGAGUUCGCUAAUAGUCGCGAUCAGAUUCGCCUGAUACUUUUUGGGGUCUCGCGGUUGAAGCACAUCGCCGAUGGCCUGGCGAUUAGGUCGCACAAUUACGCGGUUGACAUGGCCGAGCUGGGCAAUCAGCUAAGCACUUUAGCCGCGGAACAGCACGGCACUAGCUCCUGGGUUACCGGCGGUUCUAGCCUUUGGCAAGAAAUGAAGAAAGGUUUCCACGUAAUCUCGAAAGAAUUCAACCUGUUGUCGACCAGAGCACUCCAACAAGCGGUCAGAGAAGAGACUAUGAUUUGCGAAAGGUUGAAUCUCCUGCUCGAUAUUUUAGUCGCACACAGAAUGUUAUGCGAAAGACACGAGCGAGGCGUCAGCGCCGAUCAUCAACGCGCCCUGUCCACGAUGUUGUCUCUCAAAAAGCGGCAGAUGCAAGGCGUUAUUCGCGGAACUGAUGCCGACACCGUCGAGUUCCUCGAGAACAAGAUGGUCUCCCAGGAAUCGGUAAUCGCCAACGUCGAGCUGAGAAAUUGCUUCUCGCUGCUCUGCCUGCACAUGGAGACCCAGCUUGUACACGCACAUCUAGAAAUACUCGCCACCGUAUUGCAGAGUCUCGUGAGUGUGCAAAUUCGCGGACAUUCCGAGUUGGCUGAAGUGUGGAAAUUGAUCGAACCGACGAUUACCAAGUGUUUACCCGAAAAGUUGGCAAGUGGGUCUAACGGCGGAUAGCACAGGAAAGUUUCGUGUUUGUCGCAGCAGAUCAUGCGUUGUCAAAUAAUUGAUAAUCGAAAUUCGUACAAUUCCUAGUAAACACUGACUACUCGUGCAUAUCAUGAUUGUCGCGAGAAGAAAGACGUACAAAGUUUCGGAUCUUUCCGGUGAAAUAUCGACAUGUACUAUACAAAAUCUUGUACUGUUUUCUGCAUCGCUUGGAUAUUCAGAUGUACACGAUAUUAAUCUUUCAUAAUAAUGUAACGAUAAAAAUCUCGAGUGUAUAGCGCGUAUAAUUUUUAAACAUUCCUUGUUGUGUACUUAAUAUAUUUUAU